Molecule: messenger RNA, 5267 nt
Organism: Choloepus didactylus (southern two-toed sloth)
Lineage: Eukaryota; Metazoa; Chordata; Mammalia; Pilosa; Megalonychidae
Gene: VTA1
Product: vesicle trafficking 1
Exons: 9
Coding region: 29-937 (302 amino acids)
Biological process (GO): late endosome to vacuole transport via multivesicular body sorting pathway
Cellular component (GO): multivesicular body
Source: RefSeq, a predicted model, not a curated record
AGCAGGAAGUGGUGAUUCCCGCGGAGAGAUGGCUACGCUCGUCGCGCUGCCGCCGCUCCCCCCGCAGUUUAAGAGCAUCCAGCAUCACCUGAGGACGGCGCAGGAGCACGACAAGCGGGACCCGGUGGUGGCCUACUACUGUCGUUUAUAUGCCGUGCAAACUGGAAUGAAGAUUGAUAGUAAAACUCCUGAAUGUCGUACGUUUUUAUCAAAACUAAUGGAUCAGUUAGAAGCUCUUAAGAAAUAUUUGGGUGAUAAUGAAGCUAUUACUCAAGAUAUAGUUGGGUCUGCCCAUUUGGAGAAUUAUGCUUUGAAAAUGUUUUUGUAUGCAGACAACGAAGACCGUGCAGGGCGGUUUCACAAAAACAUGAUCAAGUCCUUUUAUACUGCGAGUCUCUUAAUAGAUGUCAUAACAGUGUUUGGAGAACUCACUGAAGAAAACAUGAAACACAGAAAGUAUGCACGGUGGAAGGCAACCUACAUCCAUAAUUGUUUAAAGAAUGGAGAGACGCCUCAAGCUGGACCUGUGGGGAUGGACGAAGAGGAUGCAGCGGAGGAGCACGAAGACGCGGGCGCCGCCUCGCUGCCCUCGCCGCCCGCCGCCGCCUGGCCUGCAGCCUACGACCCCAGCGCGGCCGGCAGCUCCGGGGUGCGGAUCCCCCCCGGCGCCCACGCCCCCGCCAACACCCCCGCGGAGCCGCACGGCGCAGGUGUAACAGGUAGCACUCUCCAGCCUUCCCCCCAGCCUCUCCCUGCCAUCGACCCAGCGCUGUUCACCACGGUUUCCCAGGGGGACGUCCGUCUGACAGCAGAGGACUUCGCGAGAGCACAGAAAUACUGCAAAUAUGCCGGCAGUGCUUUGCAGUACGAAGACGUGGGCACUGCCGUGCAGAAUCUUCAGAAGGCCCUGCAGUUGCUGACCACAGGCAAAGAAUGAGGCCCUUGUGCAGCAGCUUCGGGGAGCCCGGAGAUGAUCUCAGCCAGGCCCUCCAUUUCACCAAGGAUGCACUCGGGACCCGGGAGAUGCAGUUACUUGGUCACAUCACACAGCUGGUUAGUGCAAAAGAAGAACAAAAAAACCUCCAACGCCCAGACCAAGGAUCUUCCCACAGAAUAUACCUUGUUCUGAAGACUAAUUCAAAACUACUCUCAGCUAUCGGAGCACAUUCUUGAAAAGUGUCAUUUUCACCAAAAUAUAUGUCAGGCCACUAGAAUCAUCACUCACUCAGCCAUUUCAUGAAUACUCAUCAUUACCCUUGAAACCCUCAGGUUCCACUAAAGAACAAAGAUGUAUAUCCCCUCUGCUUCUGGAGCCCCCACGCUGGUCAGAGUGACAAGGUAUGGACACAGGCAAAGAUUUACAGCCUCCCAAGACAAGGUGUCAUUGAGUGCCCAAUAAUGAGAGGCAAGAGGAGGAGGUUUGGGCUGUGCGUGUGUGCACGGAUCAGGGCUCUGGAGAGCAAGAGGUGGGAGAGGCCGAGAAGGGCUCGAGGCGUCCCAGAGGCCUCGUGAAGAAAGCAGAUGGAAGAUGUCCACCGAGAAACAUCAGCCAGGCUGCCAGGCAACAAAGGUGUUUACCUGGGGUCUUAGAAGUGCAAUUCGGGAGCACAGAGUCAGGCAGCAGCACAAAUCGUGUCCCGUCUUGGCAUUUCCGGGCAGGGUUUUCAAGGAAAAGAAGAUUAGACUGGUUGUGGUUGGUGGAUAUUUGGGGAACUCCAGUUGGCCUUCAGGUUAGUAGUUAACUGAGUUCUUCAUCUUGUGGUUUGUUUUAUGGUCUGGGUGUCCUUGGGCUUUUGAGGAACAUGUCACUCGAGGCUUUUUACAUCAGCAGUUGGUGAUCUCUGCCUGGAUCUGCCUGAGAGUCACCUCCAGCAGGACCUCCUGGCUCCGUUUUAAGUCUCUUAGUCAUAGAAACUCUAUGGUAUUUCCUUUAGCAAAGACAACUGGGUUCUCCUGGUAUUAGUGGAGCUCCCACCUCGCUGCUGUCUCAUUUCAGACCCACUGUCCCGGACCCUGUGCCUCCCAGCCCUGCCAGGGCACCUGCUGUCUCGGAUGAGGCUGCUCAGUCCAGGGCUGUGACCUCAGAUGAAGAAACAGCCUCUUCAUUUUAUCAACCUCCUGCUGAAGUCUAGCGUUUCCUUCAAUUAUGAAUAGGAACAACAAACCAGUAUUAACAGUUUCUUUGAUUUUGCCACCAAAAGGAAUUACAGGUAUUUUCAUACCUCGUUUCAGUUUUUGCAGCCAUCACUGCUGCUCACCACUGCUGUGAACUGGGACAUUGUCAACCCCAGAUCUCAUGGAGUGUGUUACUGGGUCCGUGUGUGUGUCACUGGGUGCUGUACUACUAGAUCCCAGAUUUGGGAUUUUUUGUAUAUCUUUGUUAGUGAUUUCUACAUAAUUAUUCUAUCCACACUCCUGCUCUUGACGGGCAAAUGUCCACGCCCCGAUUCCCAGAACCUGUCAGUAUGUUACAGGACAAAAGGGACCUUGCAGACAGGAUCUGUAAGGAUCUUGGGAGUAAUCACGGGAGUUCUGGAAGGCCGUGGUGAGCAAGGGGGUGGCCGUGGGAAGCGCUCCGCCCGCCUGCCCUGGAGCUGGACGUUGGGGCACAGGCCAAGGAGCUGGAAGCACCAGAAACAGACUCGGCCCCAGAGCCCCAGGUCAGCCUUCGCAGCCGCAGGACUGUACGGUGAUCACCUUGUGUUGCUUAAGCCACUAAGUCUGAGCUAAUUUGUCACGGCAGCGAUAGGAAACUAAAUUUCAUUUUAAGCAUUUAAAGACAUUCCUCUGAGAAUUUCACCAGUCAAGGGUAAAAGUGUUCAUGCCCAAAGCAGGUUACAGCCUCCUGCCUUGGCGCUGUCUGCAGUCCUGGCUGCAAGGAGGACCGGGGUGGGAGGAAAGUCGGGUCCACGUCUAGUGGGACCCGAAGGAAAAGCCGUAUAUGUGCUUUUCACAGUUACCCAGUGUUCCAGUAAGAUGUUUUGUAGUGCAAUCUCAAGUACAGUUAUUCCAGCUCGGCUUUCCCCCCACUUCCUUUCUCAGUGCUGUGUAUUUUUUCUGGCUUUCACCGUUUCCCAAUCUGGAUCACAUUCAUACCUGCGACUCCUUCGGCAGGAGUGAGAGGCGAGGCACAGUGAUUUUAAUCCUUGUAGUUGACAUUAUUAUUUUAUGAGCUUCCAAGUGAACUCAGCAGCUGCUAAAAUACCGCGGGAGGAACUGUCUUAGGAAAAUGAAAACCCCACAAUGGGAACGGACGCCAAAGGAGCUGUGCCGCAUUCCCAGGGGUGAGAGGGUCCUGAUGACUGGUUUACUGGAAUUCUUGGGGCCAAUUUCUAAUCCCGUUACAAUAUGUUAACACAAAAGCAAUUUUAAAAAGAAUUCCCCUCUUCCUAUCUGUUACAUGGAAGUAGCACUUGUUCAAGUCUCUGACUAAUUAAAAUUCAAUGUGAGAUUUAGGUUCUGUGAAGUUCUAGAGAAAUGCUUCUUAUAUAAUUUUACCAGUGCGUUCUUAUCUGUUAUUUUGGAGUCUUCCACAAAAAAAAAAAAAAAAUCUCUUUUGUAAUUCUAAAAGAGAUGUUUCUUCCCUUCUGAACAACCACACUGUGUAAAAACCUGAAUGUUUUCACAACAGCAGUGUGGCACCAUUUGCAGUAAACUUAUCAGCACAAAGGCCACGGGCUCUCAUCAUGAGCAGUCUUGUUAAAUGUGUGCAUUAGAUCUUAAGAAAAUGAGAAAUUACAACUGCCAAUCGAAUCCUUUCAAGAUUGUAAAUUAUUGGUCAAUUUGCUUUUGAAAAUAUGCAUAAAACAAUUUCAUCAUUCUUUCCCAGGACCAGCUUUUGGAUAAUCAAAGACAAGUUGGUUUUAUCCAGGUCAGGAAUAUACAGUGUGUAAUAAAGUAUGAUAUCUGGACCUUGGGCAAAACUGAAAGCCAAAACUAGAAUGUUGCCAGCUUUCCACUGUGCAAGGUCUAAUUUAGCUAAUAAAUCUGCUUUCCAUUCUUCGUGAACCUUGAUGUGUUUUCAGGACAUCAGAACUCAUAUUUCUCUUGUUAGGAGGCUGCAGAGUCAAUCUGGCCUCUGGUACAUGAAGCUGUGUUAAAUGACAUUCUGUUUUUAAAUGGGAGAUUUUCAGAAUGUCUUGCAGAAACAAGGUGAAAAGUAAAUGAUGAUAAAAUUCAACUGAAAGAUACAUAGAAAUUUAAAUUGUGCUUUAUAGAGUUUUAAAUUCCUUUUUCACUAAAGCAAUUGCAUAAUCCCACACCCUGAAAAUCAUCCCUUACCUCUCCUAGCCACCUCAGCUGGGACCAGCAUAUUUUUGGUAUUUUCUUAUAGCUCUCCCUCAGUGCCUGUGCAUUAUAGUGGUACAUGGCAACAGAGAAGAAAAUGAUUUUUGGUGAUACAAACCAUUUGCACAUAGAUCUGACUAAUUACACUAAUUUUAAUCUUCUAAAUGCUAUUAUUCUCCUGCUAUUAUAAGCUAUCUGGAGGGGUCAUAUUAGCUAAGGCAUUAUGACAAGCGUACUCCAAAAUGCACUGGCUUCAACACGAUGGGAGUUUGUUUCUUGCUCAUAUGAGAGUCUAAGGUGGGGGUAGCUGGCUGGGAAGGUGGGGUGUUCGCCGGCAGGUGGUGAUGGGUGAGCCCAGCCGCCUCCCCGUGGCUCCACUUCGUCCACCGUCGACAUCCGGCUGGAGGACUGGGAAGGAAGACUCAGGAGCGGCCUGCCUCUUCCAGGCGCCAUCGGGGAGGCCCGGCCUCACGGCCUCUCCCAAACGCAAGGGGAGGUGGGCGUGAGUGUAGCCCUGUGCCCAGGAAUGAGAAGCUGAUUUGGGUGGGCAAGCUCUGCCUGGGGAGAUUUCUAGUAUUAAAUCAUUUUAGGUUGAUUUUCAUGGCUAUGAAACAAUAAAGCUUCUUAUCUCAAAUAAUUCACCUUCAGUGGUAAAAAUCCAAACCUUGUAAGAAAGAACAAGGAAGAAAGUGAAAAACACUAAAACCCAGAGGUGAUCACUGCGAACACGCUGAAAAACCAAGCUGCUGCUCUACAGGAAACGUAUUCAGUAUUACAUGGUCAUUUGGGUAAGAGUUUACAUCGGGUCAUAAUAAUACUCAUAGUUUUGGAUCCUGAAGGAAACUUAACUAUUACACAUUUUCUUCAUGUCAGUUUUAUCAAACACAAUAAUGUAAAAACUAUACCAUCAAUUUUAAUGCCACGUAGUACUCAGUUUUAUGUGUGCUAUAAUUUAAUCUCUGCCCUUUUUGUGAUUAUGA